Messenger RNA from Thrips palmi, 1686 nucleotides. RefSeq names its product E3 ubiquitin-protein ligase MARCHF5-like. The record is from RefSeq and is a predicted model, not a curated record. NCBI's taxonomy places the organism in Eukaryota, Metazoa, Arthropoda, Insecta, Thysanoptera, Thripidae. Gene Ontology annotation, molecular function: zinc ion binding. The coding region runs from base 16 to 1197 and encodes 393 amino acids. The transcript has 7 exons.
UAUGUCAAGAACGACAUGCCACACAUGUGUUCGGUUUGGUUUUGUUGUUUACUAUAUGAGAAAUUGAUGUUUUCUACUAUACGCAGGGAAAAAGCAGAAGGUGUUCCGUCAUGUUGCGGUGCGAAUAAAGAGACGGAGAAAGGGAAAGGGAGGGGGUGUUUUCGGUUCGGCGUGUAUGUGUACGUGCGUCCGAGAUCACAGCAACAUUGGUGCGUUAGAGCAAGCGAUCCCAUAAUGUCCGAAUCAGCAUCAGACCGAGCAGCACCUCAGGACGUGCUCGAUGAGCUUUCCAAUGCUUCCUCUCCUCCCGUGCCCCAGUUAUCUUCUUCAACAUCUAGUGAAGAUGACAAAAGGCAAUGCUGGGUAUGCCUGAAUUCCGAUGAAGAUGAAGAAGAUGCAGAAGAGCUUGCUGCGAAUGGCCCUGCCGAGUGGGUGCAACCGUGUAAAUGUAAAGGAACAGCAAAAUGGGUCCAUCGAGCAUGCCUCAACAGAUUUAUUGAUGAAAAGCGAAAAGUUGAUGACCGAGUUAAAUGCCCUCAGUGUAAGACACGUUAUAUUAUUUCAGCACCUAAAAUGGGUUAUUUAUAUUCAAUUUUAGAUGAAGUUGACAUGCAAGUGCACAGAAUUUCUCCUAUUGUUGUGGGGUUUAUGUUAGCCAAAGCUGUCUACUGGUGUGCAGUUACUCAUGGCGCAGUCACUGUGAUGACGGUCAUGGGUUGCGAUGAAGGCCUUAGUUUAUUGGAAUCAUCAUCACCUAUACUUCUUUUGCUGGCCCUCCCAGCUAUUCCAACAGCUCUUAUUCUCAGCAAAAUGAUUUGCUGGGAGGAUAGACUAUGGCUUACAAUGAGAAAUCAUUAUGCUAAAAUUCCAUUUAUGCGAUACAUUCUGCCCUCUUUUGCUCCCACUAGUCAAGGACCAAUGGAACGGCUGCCUCCUCUAUUCAGCAAUGUGUGUGGAGAGCGCACUCUCAGUGGAGCACUCCUCAUGCCUAGUAUUGCAGCACUAGUUGGACGCUUGCUUUUUGAUUCAGUUGAAAAUAACCUCCACCGCACUCUCCUUGGAGGACUGACCUUUGUUGCUGUGAAAGGAGUAUUAAAAAUAUAUUUAAAACAUCAGCGCUACAUGCGUGUCUGCAGAUCAGUUAUCAUGAAUUAUCCGAAGAGACCUGAGUCUCAGCAGAGUGAUGGACCUGCUUGAAGUUACCUUGAAACUAUGUGUUGAAUCUCUGUGACCUGAAUCAGAUUAUUCUUUUCCAAUUAUUCCUUUAUAGAGCAAGAUUGAAGGUUACGAAUCUUCUUUCAAGAGUUAAAAAAUUUGCAGUGUGGGUACUUUGUUUUUAGUCAUAGUUACCAUAAAUCACGCUUGUCAAGUGCUGCAUCUUGUGCCAUGUACUGGUGAAUCAAUGAAUAUUUUCCUUAGUAUAUUUACAGAGGCCGUGUAAAGUAUAUUUAUUUUUUAUUAUUACUUGUAGAAUUCUCUUAAGUUUGUAUGAGGCAUCUCUGAGCUUCAGGUUUUCAUUCUUCAUGCUGUUUCAAGUGAUUGGUUUGGUACUUUCUUUCUUUUUGUUUAAUGUGGACAGGUUCCAUUGAAUGUCUUGUGAGUCUUCCUAUUGAUUUGACCUUUUUUUUUUCCUAAUCAAAAAUGAUGUAUUACAUGGAAAUAAAUAAAUAACUAGUUUCUGUAUCA